Molecule: messenger RNA, 1563 nt
Organism: Laccaria bicolor S238N-H82
Lineage: Eukaryota; Fungi; Basidiomycota; Agaricomycetes; Agaricales; Hydnangiaceae
Exons: 1
Coding region: 1-1563 (520 amino acids)
Source: RefSeq, a predicted model, not a curated record
AUGUCUUUUUCUGUGAAUGCAGCCACUAUCCAUGAACUGGAAGCUGAAGUGAAUGGCAUCGAAAACAUUAUACGAGACCUACGCGACAAGCAGAUAUCAUUGCGAACCCAGUGCAAUUCCAAUCUCCCCUUUUUCUGUCUACCACUUGAAUUGUGCAUUGCCAUAUUUUCACUUGCUUGUCACAAAGGCCGCCUCCCAGAACGGCAGGACUCAGAGAAGAUUCCGCUGGUGACGACACCUUUUGUUAUCAGUGCUGUUUGUCAUGGCUGGCGUGUCAUGGCACAUUCAGUGCCCAAGCUAUGGUGUUCUGUAUCACUUUGCGUGUGGCCAUAUGUCAAGGAUCAUUCCGAGAUUCAGGCAAAACUCCUUGAUCAAUGGUUGCAACUUGCACAGGCAUUGCCAUUAUCUAUCAUAAUGGCCUUUGAUCGGGAUGAGCUUGAAGUUGCUGAAGCUUCAAGUGGGGACGAUGAAGCUUCAGACAAUGAUGAAUCUUUCAAUAGUCAGAGUGAGGAAUGCUUAGCAGCUGUAGCAGCUGUCACCUCAGUCGUCACCUCUCGUUCUCAUCAGUGGGAGUCACUCGAUCUUUUCCUCCCCUUUUACUGGACCAAGAUUUUCGCAUCCGGAAUGGGUCACUGUCCAAACCUCAAAUCACUUGACUUGUGCACUGACACUGAAGGGGUGGAUUCAUGGUCACGGUCAAGGCCACCAUUUUCUACAACAUUUCGUGAUGCACCGAAGCUUCGCACUGUAAUGAUCGACGAUGAAAAUGUGGAGCUUCUGCUUCACCAAUUGGAGGAACUGGGUUUUUGGGGUUAUGUGCCCUCAGAAGCCUUCUUCAGCCAAUGUACUGAUCUCAAAAUUUAUAGGCAACAGUCUUUGUUCAUUGCACCAGACACUUCGCGCAGCUUCGUCCAUCUUUCAAAGCUUGUAUCACUCGAGAUUUCAUCUAGCCAACCGAAACAUUUGCUGGGGUGUUUAGUGACACCGUCACUUGUAUCUAUCACCCUUUCUCUGGGAGGCAGUGUCAAAGUAGAGGCUUUCAAGGCAUUUCUUACACACUCAGGUGUGGCUCUGAAGCACUUGUCUAUCAUCAAUUAUGUCCCACCAGAGGAAGAGUUGAUGUGGAAGCUAUUCAAUGCACUCCCCAACCUGUCACACUUGGAGAUUGAUAUCCAAUCAAAUUUAUGGACUUCAUCUCCACACCAUUGGCCUCAGAGGUUUUUCAACUAUUUCAGCACUCCCAACACGACAUCGGGCAGUUUACCGUUGCCACAUUUGACAAAUUUUACAUACCGGGGUCGACUUGAAUUUCUCGAAUUGCAAACCAUCAUGAAACCCAGAAAUGUGGGCUCAGGGAAUAGUGUUGAGGUUGACACCUUGGAAAAAGUGCUUCUAGCUAGGUGGAAUGCUGGUCUCCACUCUGAUGCUGGUGCUGAGCGACUUCAAGAGUUCAGCCUGUUCAUUACUGAUUUGCCGAAAUUGGUCACAGAGAUGGAACAGUCUGUCAUUGUGAAGGAAUUGCGCAAGGAGGGCAUGCAUUUGGCGUUUAAGCUUGUUGAUUGA